Asparagus officinalis (garden asparagus) is the source of this 1568-nucleotide messenger RNA. RefSeq names its product phosphatase IMPL1, chloroplastic. Gene Ontology annotation, molecular function: inositol monophosphate 1-phosphatase activity. The record is from RefSeq and is a predicted model, not a curated record. NCBI's taxonomy places the organism in Eukaryota, Viridiplantae, Streptophyta, Magnoliopsida, Asparagales, Asparagaceae. The coding region runs from base 277 to 1341 and encodes 354 amino acids. Gene Ontology annotation, biological process: inositol metabolic process; signal transduction; phosphatidylinositol phosphate biosynthetic process. The transcript has 11 exons.
GGAAAUAAUGAAAGAAAACCGAACACUAGUUUCCCCUUUCUGAGCGCUCGUGUGCGUGAGAAGAAAAUAAGAGUUUUUCUCUAUAAUCGGAUUAUCAAGGGUGGAAACCUUUCAGUCCAACCAAACAGCACAAGAGAAGCGAGAAAAAAAGACCCCCCUUACGCUCUCCCUCUCUUGUCUCCAGUUUCUCCUUCCUCAAGUCCCACCACUUCUUCUCAAUCUCCUCUAUUGAUCCAAAUACUCUCCCUUCAUUCAAUCAAAUCUCUUUCCCCUAUCAUGAGUCAGUCUCUCCUCUCUCCAGCUUCCAUCCUCAUCAAGCACAAGUUCUCCACAAAACCCUCCUCUUCUUUUCCAAUCCCUACCCCAAAAUUCUCUCCUUUGAGAAGAAAUUUCCAUACUAAGGCUGUUAUCUCUGAAAUCCUAAAUGAGAAAAAGUACCCGAAAGUGGCCGCUGACUCCACUGGUCCGAUUACAGCGGCAGAGCUUCUCAAGGUUGUCGAAAGUGCUGCCAAGGCCGGAGCUGAGGUAGUUAUGGAUGCUGUCAACAAGCCACGGAAUAUUAAUUAUAAGGGAGUAACAGACUUGGUCACAGACACAGAUAAAAUGAGUGAAUCUGUCAUUUUGGAGGUGGUCAAGAAAAACUUCAAGGACCAUCUUAUUCUUGGGGAGGAAGGAGGCCUUAUAGGGGAUACAUCAUCUGAUUAUCUCUGGUGCAUCGACCCACUAGAUGGAACAACGAAUUUUGCACAUUGUUAUCCAAGCUUUGCUGUUUCAGUAGGAGUCCUUUUCCGUGGGAAGCCGGCAGCUGCAUCUGUGGUUGAGUUUGUUGGUGGUCCUAUGUGUUGGGAUACUCGCACAUUCUCUGCUAGUUCAUGUGGUGGAGCCUUUUGUAAUGGAAAAAAAAUUCAUGUUAGCCAGACUGAUCAGAUCGAGCGAUCCCUUCUAGUGACUGGAUUUGGAUACGAUCACGAUGAAGCGUGGGCAACAAACAUUGACUUGUUCAAGGAAUUUACUGGCAGCAGCAGGGGUGUGAGAAGGCUCGGUGCUGCUGCUGUGGACAUGUCUCAUGUAGCUCUGGGAAUUGUUGAAGCCUAUUGGGAAUAUCGGUUGAAGCCAUGGGACAUGGCUGCUGGUGUCUUGAUAGUAGAAGAAGCAGGUGGGGUUGUGAGCCGGAUGGAUGGUGGAAGAUUCUCAGUCUUUGAUCGAUCUGUUCUGGUCUCAAACGGCAUUGUUCAUGAUAAGCUUCUUGAGAGAAUCGGUCCUGCAACAGAAGAACUGAAGAAGAAGGGGAUUGAUUUUUCUCUCUGGUUUAAGCCUGAGAACUACAUCACUGAUAUAUAAAGCGUGGGUGGAAAACUUUAAUUUUGUUUAUUUAUCUAUUGCUUUGCAUCAUCCGUGUCUUUGAUAUGGAAUAUUUGGAAAGAAUAAAGUCUAUAGUUAUUCAUGAAAAUCCAUUGUCAGGGGCUUCUCUGGAGUGUUUUUGUUCCCUUUACUAGCUUGAUGAAAUGCUCAUAAUCUAUUUUAUCUAUAAAACAAUUGUGUAUUAUUAAUCUUUUAUAUUUUCUCAA